CUUACGCAAUUUGUAUGUUUCUUAAUCAAAUGUUACGUAGAUUAGUCCUUGAUUAGUUCAUUUACUCAUUUCUUGAGUAAUAUUACAUUUGCAGCCAAUAUAUAGAAAAAAAUCGACAGAUAACCGAUUUGAUAGAUCGAAAAUUACUAUGAAGUCGAAUAUCGUCGAAUCGAUUAUUUCGAUUAAUCGAUCAUUCAGAAGAAGGCAGUAAGAGAGUAGUGUGCAGUGGUUCAUAUAAGUGUUGUACAUUUUUGAACAAAGGACAAAUUAAAAUAAGGUUAUAGUGGAGAUGACUCCCUCUUUCUCGUAGAACGAUGUUGACCAUACGGUGACGAGGCCAGCCAGAUCGGCGGAAAACUACGUCACCAGUGACGGAUUCCCCCGAAACUGGGACAAAGUGCAGUGUACUCUGGCAUUGCGCUUUGCCGGAAUCUCUCUCACUUCAUGUCCUAGUACCCUCCCCCCCUCUUUUCCCCUUUCUCUCUCUCUCUUACUCUCAGGAUUGACCAAUCGUCUCGUCAUCCUCGAAUCCUCGAUCGAAACUGACAGGUAAUCAACGACGAAUGGUGCAGGUUCAACAAUAUAGUUUCUGGAGGGUUCAGUAUCAUGUCAGAUGGGGUUGAUGCUGGUGGCGGGGAAAACGAGGUAGAUUCCCAUUCCUGUUCGCACGCCGAUGUUGGAGAAUCAUCAAAUCCGAGAGAUGAGGAGAAUUUGGAUCCAGAUAAUGAAGCUGCCUUAAAUACUAAUUACGAUAGUGGUGAUGGUGCUGUACCAGCUUUUAGGUGUGAAAGGUGUGAGAACUAUGAAACUAUAAAUAAGACAGCAUUCUGCGCUCAUCAGGAUCAAUGUUUGGCUAGUGCUGAGCCAGGAGAAAGCACAGAGAAUAUAGAAGCUACUGAAAAUGAUGGAGAUGGAGAAGAAACGCAUCCUGGAAUUCGUUCUCAUAGGAAAAUGUUUGAAUGUGAUGUUUGCAAUAUGCAGUUUUCCAAUGGAGCUAACAUGAGACGGCAUAAGAUGAGACACACUGGUGUGAAACCAUAUGAAUGUCGUGUAUGCCAGAAAAGAUUUUUUCGGAAGGAUCACUUGGCAGAACAUUUUACAACACACUCUAAGACUCUGCCUUAUCAUUGUCCAAUUUGCAACCGAGGUUUUCAAAGACAAAUUGCUAUGAGAGCUCAUUUUCAAAAUGAACAUGUCGGCCAACAUGAUAUGGUCAAGUCUUGUCCUUUGUGCAAUUAUCGUGCAGCAACUAUGAAGUGCCUCAGGUUACAUUUUUUUAAUAGACAUGGAAUCGAUCUAGAUAAUCCAGGACCAAACAGUUCAAGUUCAUUGAUGAAUAGCUGUGCUCCAGGUGAAGCUAUGCCUUCUGCUCCUCUUUCCGAUAGUGGAGACAGUACUGGAAAUCGUUCCGCGGAUAAUGCAACACCGCCAAUGCACUUUCUAACACCUCACAUAGAAAUAUCAAUUCCUUAUCCAGAACAAACUACAAAUCAACGAAAUCCGAGUCCUGCCCCUUUAAAUGGAGAUAGCCCGAAUAGUCCUCAAAGUGCAGACAGUAAUAGUAAUGCUCCAAGUAGUAGUCACCAUCAGUUACCAAUUAACAGUAGUGGCAUUCACAGGAAUCUUGGUGGAAGUGAAGAGGCAAUUACACCUUCUAUUUCAUUAAUUCCUAUUAAGCAAGAACCAAACAGUAAUGGAGCGGAAGAAAAUGGAGCAACAUCCAGCAAUCUUCCAUUACCAUCCUUGAUAAAAGUCUCUCCAUUAAAAUCCCUUCUUCGAGACGACUUACGACGUAAACUUUCAUCUGGCUCAGGAAAUAAUAACAAUAACAACAAUAAUAAUAAUGGUAAUAAUAGUUCAAAUUCAAAUCCCCAUUCAAGAGGAGAACCUCCUAGUUCGACAAGGCCCGAUCAACGAAGUAGUGGACUUCAAUGCGCUCACUGUAGGAUUACUUUUCCUGAUCAAACAUUAUAUUUUCUUCACAAAGGUUGUCAUAGUGAAAGCAAUCCUUGGAAAUGCAAUAUUUGUGGAGAACAGUGUUGCAACUUAUAUCAAUUUAAUUCGCAUUUAUUAAGCAAAAGUCAUCAAUAAUUUUAUUGAAAGAAUAAUAUUCUUUUAAGAGCUCUUAGAACCUCGUUUAUUUAAAUAGUUAUUAUAUAAUAUAAAUUACUUUACUAUAAUUUAUAUGAACAGAAUCAUAAUCUUGAGUUAAAAAGAAUUGUUUUCUGCUAUAAAGCAUAUGUAUUACAAUGUUCCAACUUAAUAUUUUUAUUUAUUUUAAUAUCUAUAUAUGUAGAUAUUGAUUAACUAGAAAUCAAGUAAACGAGGUUCGAGAAAUAAUUUUGCAAUCUGGAAAAAGUCGUGCCUUCAUCAAAAUACCUUUGCCAACGCUCACAUUCGUCCGAAACGUGCUAAUUUGUGAUGGUACGAAUGAUCCGUCCAUGGAGCUUUACUAAAACGUAUUCCAGAAGCUCUAUUGAUAGUUUUAAACAUAGUUAUGUAUAUUUAGAUAGAAAAAAACAGUGACUAUAUUACCAAAAUGUGCUCUUUUUUUCUAUUCAAAUUCUUUUUACGCACUGUUUUCUGUUUGGUUUUUUUUGUAAAAUUAUUUGUUAAAUUUUAUUAAUUUUAUAUUUAUGUAAUGUGUCCUUAUCCAUAAUUUUACUUAGUUUUAUUAUAGAAAGGAUUUUAUGAUCAUUACAGAAUGUUGUUACUUUGGUUAUUUGUAUGUAGAAAAGAAUCACGAAUAAUCAAGGAAAAUUACUUACAAACUAAAUUUCAGUUGUCAAUUUAUUAUUAUGGUGUGAAAAAAGAACCGAGCCGUGUGUUACAUAUAAAUACAGAUAUAUAAAUAAGAAAAGGAUAUGACAACUAAAAUAUUGCGUCAGUAUAAGAAAUAUUUUAUAUAAAAAUAUUUGUACAGAAAAGUAUUAAAGUAUAAAAAAGGUAUGCAAAUAAGAAAGUCAAGACAUCAUAUUUCAGAAAUUGAUAAGAAUAUCAGAAUAAAAAUCAUUAUGUAGUUGUUAAAGUUAAAUUUUACAUAAAGGUAUAUAAAGUUAGAAGUUAAUUGCAAACUAAAUUAAAAUAAGAUCAGUAUUUAAUUAUGGUUAAAUGAAAAUUAAAUAUUUGUUUCAAUAUAAAUAACUACAAAAAGGUUUAUUUCAUUAAUAGUUGCGAAAUAUGAUUUCGAGACCUUAAUAAGUGUUUUGUGUACGUGUGUGUGUAUGUACGUUUAAUACAGAAUAUUCAAUUUAUGUGCAUAAAUUUGUGUUAUUAUACUAUGUUAUGUAAUAUACAAAAAUUUCGAAUCACAAUCAUUAGAAAUUUAUACUAAAAUAUCAUAGUUAGUUUCAGAAAAUAAAAGUAACAAAUUACAAUAGAAUGUGUAAUUAAAUUGGGUACUCUGUACAUAUUCUAUAUUAAACAAGUACAUUAAGCGCGAUACGCACGAUUACUGUUAUCAAUGGUAGUAGUUAUUUAAAGAUCGUUUCGUAAAUUGCGUAAUAUUUAAUAUAAUUACUACUAUUACUAUGUUAUUACCAUGAUUAUGUUAUUAUUAUUAUUGUCAUUAUUGUAUUAUUUAUCGAUACGUAAGUUAUUUAUUGUUACUUUGCAUUCCAAUAUAUUAAGUUUUAAAUAUGCCUCAA
Molecule: messenger RNA, 3647 nt
Organism: Bombus impatiens (common eastern bumble bee)
Lineage: Eukaryota; Metazoa; Arthropoda; Insecta; Hymenoptera; Apidae
Product: zinc finger protein ztf-16
Exons: 8
Coding region: 607-2091 (494 amino acids)
Biological process (GO): regulation of transcription by RNA polymerase II
Molecular function (GO): RNA polymerase II cis-regulatory region sequence-specific DNA binding; DNA-binding transcription factor activity
Source: RefSeq, a predicted model, not a curated record